Messenger RNA from Striga asiatica, 1170 nucleotides. Lineage: Eukaryota; Viridiplantae; Streptophyta; Magnoliopsida; Lamiales; Orobanchaceae. The record is from the annotation of a GenBank genome assembly.
CCGAGAUCCAGUCCAUGCAAUAAAUGAAUUAGUAGUUGGUGAACAAAUUUUCUAUUCCACUUUUGACUUAUUGAACAAGUUACCUUCAGCCUACAUAAAGAGCUCCCAAACACAUAACCGAACACAAAUUGCUCUCUCAUUCUUCUAAAAUUUUUCAGACUCAAAGAGGCGCACAUAAACUAUGGAGGAAGUUAAGCUUUUGGGAUUUUGGGCCAGCCCAUUCAGCAGGAGAGUGGAAAUGGGCCUCCAAAUGAAAGGGGUGGACUAUGAAUUCAUAGAAGAAGAUUUACAAAACAAGUCCCCUUUACUUCUCCAGUCCAACCCAAUUCACAAAAAAAUUCCAGUUUUGCUUCACAAUGGCAAGCCAAUUACUGAGUCCUUGAUCAUUCUUGAGUACAUCGACGAAGCUUUCCCAGGCCCAUCUCUUUGGCCCAAGGAUCCAUAUGAAAGAGCCCAAGCACGGUUCUGGGCCAAGUUCAUCGAUGAAAAGUGCAAUCCAACCUUGUGGAAAGCAUGCUGGAGCACGGGCGAGGAGCAAGAGAAGACCAAACAAGAAUCAGAACAACUGCUGAAAAUUCUUGAAAAUGAGAUUAAGGACAAGAAUUUCUUCGGAGGGGACAACGUUGGGGCCGUUGAUAUAACCGCUAAUUUCUUGGCCCACUGGAUUGGGAUCGCUUCCGAGUUAGUGGGCCUCGAAAUCAUCACCGAGGAAAAGUACCCAAAUUUAUGCAAUUGGGCCAGCCGGUUUCGUGAGCUUGGUUUUGUUAAGCAAAAUCUGCCACCAAAGGAGAAACUGGCUUUGGGCCUUAAGUUUGUACUGCAAGCUGCGGCCAGGUCCAAUGGCACAUCAAGCGUCUGAAUUUGGUAUAUGGGUCGGGUCAUGCCCGACUCAACUUUAGAGAAAAUUAAAAUUUGAUGCAUGAAGGAGCUUUUGGUGUUGUGACCUUUGUCCUUUUUUUUUUUUUUUAAUAAUUAAAUCUUCUAUGUAAUUCAGCUCGUUGUCAUGCCAUGUAAUAAACGCAAGAAGAAAAAGUUUUUUUAAUGUUGGAUCAUCGUGAUUAUGUGAGUGUACAAUCCAAUAGUAAACAAUUGACCAAUCUAUACUACUAUAGAAGGUUUGUUGGUAAAAUUAUUUUUAGUAAUCUUGACCAAAACAAUUAAUGAGUUGAC